AUGGUUCGAACUCGACCUCUGCCUCUCGACUUCCCCUGUCUAGGCUUGGGCAACCUGGUAGUAUCCCAGCCCUCGUGCCUCCGUGUGUCAUGGGAGCUAGGCACCGAGAGUGUGCUACAGCUGAACGAACUUAAUCAGUAUCAGCUGGGUCUUUUCCAGCCAGACCGUCUUCAUAUUUUGGCCUUGCCACCUGUCCCCUUCCGGUUAUCGUUACUAGCCGACCAUCUGAGUGAGAAGAACGUCACCCGAACAGAUGUGGUGCCAACGUCGUCCGCGGCAACAUUGCUGUCCACCAGCACCACCAACAAUAGCAGCACCGACAACAGCAACAGGGAGCCAGCGAAAACUCUCACUGCACACUUUCCUGACCUGUGUGCUCGUCCAGAUGGGACAAGUUUUUGUUUGGACUUGACUAAACGUUUCCUACUGCCAGCCACUGUGGGAGCCAAGCCCUGGGAUCGUCAUCUCCACCUAACGGACGUGAUUGUUAUGCUCGUGAACCAAACGGGCCGAAUAGUGUACCACAAAUGCCACUUUUCCGGAGCGUCACCUCUACCGCAAGAUCCACUUCAUUAUUUUCAUCACAAAUCUUGGGAUGACUUUGUCCACCCCACUUAUGCGGACUUGUGGAGCAGGCACCAAACGAAAGCACUCGAAGAGGCUCGAUUGGUUCACCCAAACAACGUGGUUUCAUCGUCCGACGGCUUAUCUCAUCCAGACAUCCCGACAUCCUCAGCUGGAGGGGUCGAAGAGGAUGCUUCGGUGCGCAUUCUCGACUGUCCGGACUACCGAGUCCAGUUCGGGAAUCAGUCGUUUUCGGUUCAUACGUUUAGUCUCCCAGCCAGUAGAGAGCUACCACGUGGUGUGGCCACUUGGACUAGUGUGCAUGUGGAUGGCGCUGCCGGAGAGAACGGAAGUCCUGAUAUCUUUGUGGUACACUAUCACCGUCUGUACAGGUACUUCAAUCGAGGAAACCAUCUAGCACCAUCGACUACGAUGGCUCGGCCAUGUUCCGUACAUGCUGAAACACCUACCGUAAUGAUUGUUGUUCUCUGUGUCUCCUUCAAAAUGGUGGAAACCGCGGGGUGGACUUGA
This is a messenger RNA of Opisthorchis viverrini, 1095 nucleotides long. RefSeq lists its product as hypothetical. The record is from RefSeq and is a predicted model, not a curated record. The transcript is spliced from 5 exons. The coding region runs from base 1 to 1095 and encodes 364 amino acids. Lineage: Eukaryota; Metazoa; Platyhelminthes; Trematoda; Opisthorchiida; Opisthorchiidae.